This is a messenger RNA of Perognathus longimembris pacificus (Pacific pocket mouse), 1567 nucleotides long. It is a transcript of the gene Hrh2, whose product is annotated as histamine receptor H2. The record is from RefSeq and is a predicted model, not a curated record. The transcript has 2 exons. Gene Ontology annotation, cellular component: dendrite; membrane. Gene Ontology annotation, biological process: chemical synaptic transmission; gastric acid secretion; G protein-coupled receptor signaling pathway, coupled to cyclic nucleotide second messenger. Gene Ontology annotation, molecular function: histamine receptor activity; G protein-coupled serotonin receptor activity; neurotransmitter receptor activity. NCBI's taxonomy places the organism in Eukaryota, Metazoa, Chordata, Mammalia, Rodentia, Heteromyidae. The coding region runs from base 179 to 1417 and encodes 412 amino acids.
CUCACGUACUUUCCUUCCCGCAGGCUAGCUUUGAACCCAUCCUCCCAUCCAGCUGGAGGAGUAGCUGGGAUUACAGGCGUGAGCUGCCAGUGCCCAGCUGAGCAGUCCUUGCAGUCAGAAAAGAACUGGACCCAGAGCCAGGGGACAAGAGUGGGGGGGUAUAGGACACCCCCCAAAAAUGGAACCCAAUGGGACAGCCUCCUCCUUUUGUCUAGAGUCCACCCCUUUCAAGGUCGCACUUAGCGUGGUCCUCACCGUCCUCAUUCUGAUCACUGUGGCCGGCAAUGUGGUGGUUUGUCUGGCAGUGAGCUUGAACCGCCGACUCCAGAAUCUAACCAACUGCUUUAUCGUGUCGCUGGCCAUCACUGAUCUACUUUUGGGGCUCCUGGUGCUCCCCUUCUCAGCCGUCUACCAGCUGUCCUGCAGGUGGAGCUUCGGGAGAGUUCUAUGCAAUAUCUACACCAGCCUGGACGUGAUGCUAUGUACUGCUUCCAUCCUCAACCUCUUCAUGAUCAGCUUGGACCGCUAUUGUGCCGUCACCGACCCUCUGAGGUACUCCGUGCUGGUCACCCCGGUCCGUGUGGCCGUCUCCCUGGUGUUCAUCUGGGUCAUCUCAAUCACCUUGUCGUUCCUGUCCAUCCACCUGGGCUGGAACAGCAGGCAUGACCAUGGCAGGCAUAACCACACUCCAGCCGAAUGUAAGGUGCAGGUCAACCCAGAGUAUGGGCUGGUAGACAGUCUGGUGACCUUCUACCUGCCCCUGCUGGUUAUGUGCAUCACUUACUACCGCAUCUUCAAGAUAGCCCGGGAUCAGGCCAAAAGGAUCAACCAUCUUAGCACGUGGAAGGUGGCCACGGUGCGGGAACACAAGGCCACAGUGACGUUGGCGGCCGUGUUGGGCGCCUUCAUUGUGUGUUGGUUCCCGUAUUUUACUGUCUUCGUCUACCGCGGCUACAACGGAGACAUCAACCAGGUGAUCGAGGCUAUCGUGCUGUGGCUGGGUUAUGCCAACUCGGCCCUGAACCCCAUCCUCUAUGCAGCCCUGAACAGAGACUUCCGCACUGCGUACCAGCGGUUGUUCCAUUGCAGGCCGGCCAGCCGCUCAGUCCCUGCCACAUCGCUGAGAUCAAAUCAUUCUCUACUGGCUAGGAGCCAGAGGCAAGAGCUCAGGGUUCGUGAAGAGAAAGCCCUGAAACUCCAGGCAUGUGGCAGUGGGAAGGAAAUCCUAGCCCCGCAAGGAGACACAGACAGGAGGCCGGCGCUGUCCUGCUCCGCGUGUUCCAGCAGUCUCCUGAGCUGCUGCAAGAGCCUGUGGGGGGCUUCGGAUCCAGAGACCCCCCAGGGAGCCCCCCGGGGGAGCUAUCCGGGGGAUCCCUGUCUGCGGAGACAGAGGGGAACUCCCCCGAGGAAGCUGUGAGGACACUGCCCUCUGAGACAGUCUAGACUCAACCAGGGCACUGGAGACGCUGCUCCUGGUCCCUGCGAGGUCACCCCUGGAGCCCUCAGGACCAGCAGCCCCCCAGAACCACACGGGAGGAGCCUGCCAGGGGCUGUCAACCUCUACCCC